Molecule: messenger RNA, 1792 nt
Organism: Thermothelomyces thermophilus ATCC 42464
Lineage: Eukaryota; Fungi; Ascomycota; Sordariomycetes; Sordariales; Chaetomiaceae
Exons: 2
Coding region: 134-1222 (362 amino acids)
Biological process (GO): lipid homeostasis
Cellular component (GO): endoplasmic reticulum; membrane
Source: RefSeq, a predicted model, not a curated record
CUUGAUCGGUUUGUCCCUGACCCGCCGCCUCGUUCAUCAAAACAAUUUCGUCGAUUUACAAGAGACACCGCCCGGGUCUCACUGCCCACUGCCCUCUCUCGCCAGCUUAGGUCAACACACUCCCGGCACCAAGAUGCGCGACCCCUUCCCGAUUUUGCCGAUUCCGGCUUUGAGCAGGGCCGUCGAGCCCCUGGCCGAACGCUUGAGCAUGCCGACGCUCCCGAUCCACAUCCACGAGGUCGUCGGCGCCGCCCUGUUCUACACCCUGAUCCAGGUUGUCGUCUCGCCCGUGCUGUCCGCCCGACUCUUCCCAAAGUACUACCCGGUCCACAACCGCACCAAGAAGGCCAACUGGGACACCCACGUCGUCUCGCUCGUCCAGAGCUUGCUGAUCAACGGCCUGGCGCUGUGGGUUAUGUUCGCCGACGAGGAGCGCAAGAACAUGGACUUUGAGCAACGCAUCUGGGGGUACACGGGCGCUUGCGGCUUGACCCAGGCCCUGGCGGCCGGCUAUUUCGUCUGGGACUUGGGCAUCACGCUCCUGAAUCUGGACAUCUUUGGGCUCGGCCUGCUGGCCCACGCCAUCAGCGCCCUGACCGUGUACAUAUUCGGCUUCCGCCCUUACCUGAACUACUACUCCCCCAUUUUCAUCCUCUACGAGCUCUCGACCCCCUUCCUCAACAUCCACUGGUUCUUUGACAAGCUCAAUAUGACGGGCUCCAAGCCUCAGCUCUACAACGGCAUCGCCCUGCUCACCACCUUCUUCCUCUGCCGCCUGGUCUGGGGUACGUAUCAGUCCGCCGUCGUCUACGUCGACAUGUGGUACUCUCUCACCCGCGUGCCUUCGCCGGAAUAUAUCGCCGCCGCAUUCGCCGACCCGCUGACGGCCUCCGACCCGGACGCGAACCCCAUGUUCUUUUCCCCCGACCCCCAGCCCGUGCCUGUCUGGCUGACCGCCCUCUACCUGGCCAGCAACCUCGUGCUGAAUGCUCUGAACUGGUACUGGUUCGUCAAGAUGAUAGCCGCCGUGCGCAAGCGCUUUGAGCCGCCCAAGCCCGGCAAGAAGGAGCCGCUGCCGGCCGAGCCGGUACCCGCGUCGGCUAAGGCGUCAGCCGUAGAUCGCAAGGACAGCGUGACCGCGCGGCACCGCCGGACACCCUCGAUUGCCAUUGAGGACGUCGUUCCGGAUACCGAGGAGCUUAGGGAGGGUACGAUUCAGUGAGCCGUCCCCGCGGAGCAUAAGUGUGAGGUGUAAGCUGCCGCUGUCAUAGACGUGAUCUUCGGAUCACGAAAGAGAAUCUGGGGGACCGGGGGAAGAGGGUCACACGAGAUGGGUGUAAAUCAACACCAGAGCAUGGCACGGCCAUGAUUGAACCGGAUUUGACCGGAUCGGAUCGGUUCCGUGGGACGUCAACUCCCUCUUUGCUCUCCCAAGCGGAAUUUUCGCGUGGAGCCUUGAUCUUCUGUGUGUGGGGGGACGUCGUGAGGAGUCAGGUGUUUGCCGAGUUUAUCAAGUAUAGAACGUUUUCAUAUCAGGCCAAAUCAACCUCCGCUUGGUCCGUGUCUGUCAGCUGAGGGAGAGAAAACAAACAUGGGUAAGCGAGAUGGGGGAGGGGAAAGGAGGAAAUCUCAAGCUCCUACUAGUCAGAGUCGCGCCAUCUCGUGAUCAUUGUAUCCCCAUGAUAACCUGCCGCACCCCUAUGAGACUCAUACCAAGUAGCAUGACACCUGACCUUCCCAACUAACGACUGCGGCGCUUGGGACGGAACGGUGUCCCAUUAUUGUACAUACG